Penicillium soppii is the source of this 381-nucleotide messenger RNA. RefSeq lists its product as uncharacterized. The transcript has 3 exons. NCBI's taxonomy places the organism in Eukaryota, Fungi, Ascomycota, Eurotiomycetes, Eurotiales, Aspergillaceae. The record is from RefSeq and is a predicted model, not a curated record. Bases 1 to 381 code for a protein of 126 amino acids.
AUGAAGUCACCAGUUUAUAUCUUGGCUGUCCUUCUUCCUCUUGCCACGGAGCUAGCUCUAGCAACCCCGGUUGCGGAACCGGACUUCGAUGCUCUUGAAGAGCGAGGCAGAGGAAACGAAAAAGACUGGCAAGACUGGGGAGACCACCGUGGAUGGGAUGACAAGAAUCCCUGUGAGGUCAAGCGAACUUAUCCUUACUACAAGUACCCUUGUGCAUCGAGCCCGUCGAACGGAACAUCUCUUUUGGGUGCCACCUUCAAAUCUUUCUGCAUGUACCAGAACGGAGAUUCUGGUGUUUGGUACGCCGCUCCAAAGGGGUGGGUCAAGGAUCAAGAUAAGCCUCGACGCUGCCCUGGUGCAACCAACCGGUGUCCUGUUUAG